Hibiscus syriacus is the source of this 1382-nucleotide messenger RNA. Its product is annotated as syntaxin-121-like. Bases 178 to 1176 code for a protein of 332 amino acids. The record is from RefSeq and is a predicted model, not a curated record. Gene Ontology annotation, cellular component: plasma membrane; SNARE complex; endomembrane system. The transcript is spliced from 2 exons. Gene Ontology annotation, biological process: vesicle fusion; exocytosis; intracellular protein transport. Gene Ontology annotation, molecular function: SNAP receptor activity; SNARE binding. NCBI's taxonomy places the organism in Eukaryota, Viridiplantae, Streptophyta, Magnoliopsida, Malvales, Malvaceae.
AACAAAUCUGCAUGCCUAUUUCAUCUUCUCCCUCCCCAUUUUGACCACUUCAAUCCCCUCUUUUUCGCCAUUUCUAGUCGCUUUGAUCUUCGAUCUUCAAUACCCUUUUCUUAAAAUCUAAUACAAUCAAAGAUAUUCAUGUUUAUGAUUUGAUCCUGUUUUUGAAGCAUACUGAAGAUGAACGAUCUGUUCUCAGGCUCUUUCUCUCGCUCUCGAAGCGAAGAAGCUUCCCUUGAUCACCACGUAAUCGAGAUGACGCACGCCUCCUCCUCCGCCUCCGGCGGCGUUGACCUCCACAAGUUCUUCGAAGAUGUGGAGUCCAUCAAUGACGAGCUCAGAGAACUCGAUAGGCUGAAGGACGACCUCUCGUCGUCUCACGAGCGGAGCAAGACUUUGCACAACGCGAGAGCCGUGAAAGAGUUGAGAGCAAAGAUGGAUGCUGAUGUGGCCAUGGCUUUGGAAAAGGCCAAGGUGAUUAAGGCCGGGUUGGAAGAACUUGACCGCUCCAACGCCGCCAGCCGGAGCUUGCCGGGGUUCGGUCCGGGUUCUUCUUCAGACCGGACGAGGACAUCGGUUGUGAGCGGCCUGAGGAAGAAAUUGAAGGAUUCUAUGGAAAGUUUUAGUGGAUUGAGAGAAAAGAUCUCGUCGGAGUAUAGGGAAACCGUUCAAAGAAGGUAUUUCACGGUCACCGGAGAAAACCCAGACGACAAAACUCUUGAUCUUUUGAUUUCGACAGGAGAGAGUGAGAGUUUCCUACAAAAGGCCAUUGAAGAACAAGGGAGGGGUAGGGUUUUGGACACCAUCAAUGAGAUUCAAGAACGGCACGACGCCGUCAAAGAUUUGGUGAAGAAUCUCCAGGAACUGCACCAGUUGUUCUUGGACAUGGCGGUGCUGGUUCAGGCUCAGGGCGAGCAGUUGGACGAUAUAGAGAGCCAUGUGAACAGGGCCAAUUCAUACGUGAGAGGUGGAACCGAGAAGCUUCAAACCGCUAGGAAUUACCAGAAAAACACCCGCAAAUGGACUUGUUAUGCCAUCAUACUUUUGCUGCUCAUCAUCUUGUUUGUGGUGCUGUUCACUGUAAGACCAUGGGAAGACAACGGCGGCGGCGGCGGCGGUGGAAACAGAAGUCCGACACCAACGACACCUGCUCCACCACCGCCUCCGGCUACAGCUUAAUCGUAUGUUGAGAUGUUAGCUAUGCGAUUAGAGUAAAUUACAAAUUUCAUCACUAAAUUUUACUAUCUCUCAUAUUUUACUCAUUGACCUUUAAAAGUUUUUAAUUUCCUCAUUGAACUUAAUACAUUAUGUUUUUUUAUUAUUCCGCCUUUAAAUAGUUAACAGUGUUAAAAUAAUACGUUUUGAAAAUAAAAUUUUCACCAAAA